This is a messenger RNA of Elgaria multicarinata webbii, 3111 nucleotides long. Its product is annotated as cytochrome P450 2A5-like. The transcript is spliced from 10 exons. Gene Ontology annotation, molecular function: heme binding; iron ion binding; oxidoreductase activity, acting on paired donors, with incorporation or reduction of molecular oxygen, reduced flavin or flavoprotein as one donor, and incorporation of one atom of oxygen. Gene Ontology annotation, cellular component: intracellular membrane-bounded organelle; cytoplasm. The coding region runs from base 559 to 2343 and encodes 594 amino acids. NCBI's taxonomy places the organism in Eukaryota, Metazoa, Chordata, Lepidosauria, Squamata, Anguidae. Gene Ontology annotation, biological process: epoxygenase P450 pathway; xenobiotic metabolic process. The record is from RefSeq and is a predicted model, not a curated record.
UGAAGGCAGGCAGGCUCAACAGGGAGGGAUAUGAAACAGACACAGAUGUUGCCAUUUGUGACACUGCUGCAGAGCUGACACUGUGCUCAACCCUGUACAGAGCGUAGAAAUGACACAGUCCCUGCCCAGGCGUUCGAAACCUGCCUUAAGAGACAAGCUGGGUUGGCACGAGUUCUUCUGGUUUAUCUUGCGGCGCAAGGAAGGCCAGAAGGGGUGGAAGGCGCAAGAGAAGCAGACGACGCCAUGAGAGGGACCUCUGAGGAAUCCAGGAGUGCCCACUAACGAGAGUGCAAUAAACCACUCGGAUGGAGCUUAUCAAAAUGAGAACAACAACAACAGCAACGGCCACAGUCCUGUGCACAAACUCUCUCCUGGAAGUAAGCUCCAUUGAAGUCAGUAAGACCAGACAUGCCUCGGACUGCGGUGUAAGUGAUGAUGCUUUGACAUUUGUUUUCCAGAGGGGAGAUAGAAUCCACCCAGGCUUUGGGGAAGGGGAGGGGAUUCAGUGGAGCCUUCAGCAGGCCAAAUCUGGCCUGUGGGCAGGAGGGUUUCUAUCCCAUGGGGAAGACCAUGGAAAGAGAGAGUUCACCCUCUCUCGGGGAGGCAACCCCCAAACGGUCUGCAGAAUCAGGGAAGCAGCCAUGCCUAAUGGGCAGAGAGACUGAGACAGAACUCCGGACUUUGGGCUCCACCCUCUUCUGCAACUGGCUUGAAAGUAUUACCAUAUGUUACACAACUUGGAUGUGGGUGUUGCGUUUCCACAAGGAAAGUUAUAUAACAUCCUCAGUGCCAACUGAACAGGUACUUUCUUCACUGCCUGUCUGGAAUCAACUGCCCAUAGAGGUCCCGAAGACCCCCAUGGAUCUCCUUGGAGGAUUCACGCUUUUCCUGGCCAUUUGCCUCAUCUGCCUAUUAGUCCUCUUGACAUGGCGCCAGGUGCACCAAAAAAGCAAGAUGCCACCUGGACCAGCCCCUCUCCCCUUUAUUGGGAACUUGUUCCAGGUCAACAGAAAUGACUUACCCGGCUCACUCAUAAAGCUCAGUGAGAAAUACGGCCCUGUCUACACCAUCCACCUGGGCCCCCGCCGUGUUGUAGUGCUGUGUGGAUACGAUGCAGUGAAGGAAGCGCUGGUGGAUCAGGGUGAAGAUUUCUCUGGUCGUGGGGAGCAACCCACAUUUGACUGGCUCUUCCAGGGCUACGGGGUGGCCUUCAGUAAUGGGGAACGGGCCAAACAGCUGCGUCGAUUCUCCCUCAUGACCCUGCGGAACUUUGGGAUGGGGAGAAGGAGCAUUGAAGAGCGGAUCCUGGAAGAGGCCCACUUCCUGUUGAAAGACCUGAAGGACACUGGGGGCGCUCCCUUUGACCCCACCUACACCCUGAGCCGUUCGGUGUCCAACGUCAUCAGCUCCAUCACCUUCGGCCACCGCUUUGACUAUGGAGAUCAAGAGUUCCUCUCCUUGUUGAACAACAUGUUGAAUAUUUUCCACUUCAAUUCCACCUCUUGGGGGCAGCUCUACGACAUGUUCUCAGGCAUCAUGCGGUACCUGCCUGGCCCACAACACAAAGCCUUCAAGGACCUCACUGGGUUGGAGGAAUUUGUCACGAAGAAGGCCAAAGCCAACCAGGAGACCCUGGACCCCAACGCCCCUCGGGAUUUCAUCGACUGCUUCCUGGUGAAAAUGCUACAGGAAAAGGAAAAACCAAACUCAGAGUACUUCCUAAGGAAUCUGGUGGCGACGACACUCAACGUCUACUUCGGAGGCACAGAAACCGUCAGCACCACCUUGCGAUACGGCCUCCUGAUUCUGCUGAAGCACCCAGAAGUCGAAGAGAAGCUCCACGAGGAGAUUGACCACGUGAUUGGCAGGAAUCGAACUCCCAACAUGGCGGACCGGGCCCAGAUGCCCUACACCGAGGCUGUGAUUCAUGAGAUCCAGAGGUUCACUGACAUGCUCCCCAUCGCCUUAGCAAGGCGUGUGGUGCGGGAUACCCAGUUCCGAGGGUACACCAUUCCCAAGGGCACGGAGGUGUUCCCUAUGCUGGGAUCUGUGCUGAGAGACCCCAAAUAUUUUGCACGGCCGGAGGCAUUUGACCCCCAACACUUCCUGGAUGAGAACGGACUGUUCAAGAACAGCAGUGCAUUCAUGCCAUUCUCCUCUGGAAAACGGUAUUGCCCUGGGGAACACCUGGCCCGCAUGGAGCUCUUCCUCUUCUUCACCAGCAUCCUCCAGAACUUCCACUUGAAGCCCACCAUCCCCCAUGAAGAAAUCGACAUCUCUCCCAAGCUGGUGGGCUUUGCCACCAUCCCGCAUUCCUAUGAAAUCUGCGUCAUCAGUCGCUAAAGGGAGGAGCGAGGCAGCAUGGAGGAGCGGAGCGCCGUCGCCACCAGCACCAGCAAGGACAGCCAUCCAACGGACACCUAGCAGGGCAAGCCUAUGCAUGUUUACUUGGGAGUAACUCCCACGGCAUUUAAGGGGUUUUACGCCCAUGUAAGUGUGCAUAGGAUGGCAGCCGAAGGGGCAUUCUUAAAAAUCCACCAGGUCUUGAAAUAGAGAGUGUCCAGUUGAGUCUCUUCUUACCACAUCCAGCCCAGUCCCUGAUUUGAGGGCCCAGAGAUCGCUGUUCCCACUUGUAACAUUUCCGCUUCUCUCUGUUGUGCUUUUGGAAUUGUACUCACAAAGGAGUAAGCCUGGGAGAUGCUCCCCUUGGUGCCACACUGUAGCUUGGGGGGGAUCUACACUACUGCUUUAAAGCGCUUUAAAGUGCUUUAUAACAGUUUUGACAACUGUUGGAGCUCAGGACACACUGUAUAUACAGUUUUCAAAAUGUUUUCAAAGCGCUUUAAAGUAGGGAUGUGCUCCUCUUCUAAUCGGACCGGCGAAUUAGAAGUGGAGCGGGGUGCUUCGCCUCCCCUUAAAGCGGAGGCGAAGAGGAUUGGGGGGCCGGCGGAGUGUUGCGAAGAGGAUCGAGGUGAAGGCGGAUCCUUCGCCUCGAUCCGGAGCUCCGCAAGAAAGGUAAGUGGGGCUUACCGGGCCCUGCCGCUGUCGCCCAUGCAGCGACAGCGGCAGGGCCCGGUAAACCCCCCUCCCUCCUCUCCCUUACCUGCGUCC